UCUCGUCAUCCUGGAAUUUCCACUUGGGAUUCUGCCAGCUACCUCCAGAACUCCCUAAUAAAAAGGGGCUGAAUCCAGCUGCUGCAGUCUGAGCCUCAUCUGCCAGAGCUUCUGGUCCUGCUCUGAGUGCCCUCACCUAAGGGAAGAUGAAGGUCGCUGCAGCUGUUUUUGCUCUUCUCCUCAUUGCAGCUUCUUGCUCCCAGACUUUCUCUGGUCCAGUUGGAUCCGAUGUCCCAAUCUGCUGCUUUUCCUACACAGCACACAAGCUCCCACAUAGGCGCAUCCUGCGGUAUUACAGCACCAGCACCAGCUGCAUGCUGCCAGCCAUCGUGUUCAUCACAAAGAAAGGCCACCAGGUCUGUGCCAAUCCCAGUCACACCUGGGUUCAAGCUUACCUGAAAAACUUGAACUGAGCAAAGCAAGAUGGCAAGCAUAGCUGCUGUCAUGCAGGAGUUGCAUUUUCCUGAGCUCCUGCGAUGGAGCAGGACACUGGGGCAACAGAAGCUGCUGAGCCCAUGUCACCUGCAGGCUACUACAGGGAACCACUGGAAGGGCACCACAAGACACCUUGUGUUGGGGUGCUGCUGCUUGCCCUUGGCCUGUGUGGGCUAGUUUGCAACCUCAUCCAUCUGCCCUGACCCCUCUGCCUGUGGCCUGGAAUGGCCCGUGGGACUGCACCUCUGUUGUAACAUUUUAAGUUAUUAAGAAAUUGUCAUAUUGGAUAGGCAGUACUUUCUUCUGUGGGUAAUGAUGCUAUUUAUGGGAUAGUGGCAGGGAGGGUAUUUGAGUGAGGGUGGCUCAGAGUCUCAGCAUUGGAUGAUGAGUGGCCCUGGCUUAUAUGUAUGAAAUCAUGAUUCUGGAGAAUAAAGAAUUUAGACAAA
Messenger RNA from Pezoporus occidentalis (night parrot), 881 nucleotides. Its product is annotated as C-C motif chemokine 4-like. Gene Ontology annotation, molecular function: chemokine activity. Lineage: Eukaryota; Metazoa; Chordata; Aves; Psittaciformes; Psittacidae. The transcript has 3 exons. The coding region runs from base 147 to 413 and encodes 88 amino acids. Gene Ontology annotation, biological process: immune response. The record is from RefSeq and is a predicted model, not a curated record. Gene Ontology annotation, cellular component: extracellular region.